AUUUUUUUUUUUGGUUACAAGAUAUAAAUAAUUUAGCAAAACCAAUAUUUACAUGUCAAAAUAUUUUAAUAAAAAAACAAUGUAACAUUGUAUUAUCAAAAUACUGAUUAUGAUUUUACCAAUGGUGUAGAGUGCAAUUAAUUUGAUAUAAAUUUUUAUUUAUUUUUUUAUUUAAAAAUAUUUUGUUCAUUGUUAUAUUUUUUCUUUUACAUUCAAUCGAGUGUAAUCAUCACUGACAUUACAAGAGUUAAAAAAAAAAAUUAAAAUAAUAAAAAAAUGUCUUCUAAAAGUGAGCUUAAAAAGUUAUCUGAGGAAAGUUUGACUCGCCAACCAGAAGAAGUUUUUGACAUUAUUUGUAAACUUGGAGAAGGAUCAUAUGGAUCUGUGUAUAAAGCAUUACACAAAGAAAGUGGACAGGUACUUGCUAUUAAACAAGUACCAGUUGAUACUGAUCUACAAGAAAUUAUCAAGGAGAUAUCAAUAAUGCAGCAAUGUGAUUCACCAUAUGUUGUUAAAUAUUAUGGAAGUUAUUUUAAAAAUACAGAUCUAUGGAUUGUUAUGGAAUACUGUGGAGCAGGAUCAGUAAGUGACAUAAUGAGAUUGCGUAAAAAAACAUUAUCAGAGGAUGAAAUAGCCACAAUACUUUCUGAUACAUUAAAAGGUCUUGAGUAUCUUCAUUUGAGACGUAAAAUACAUAGAGAUAUUAAAGCUGGUAAUAUUUUAUUGAACAACGAGGGACAUGCUAAACUUGCUGACUUCGGUGUUGCUGGACAACUUACUGAUACAAUGGCUAAAAGAAAUACUGUUAUUGGUACACCAUUUUGGAUGGCACCAGAAGUGAUACAAGAAAUUGGAUAUGAUUGUGUUGCUGAUAUUUGGUCACUUGGUAUAACAGCACUUGAAAUGGCUGAGGGUAAACCACCAUAUGGUGAUAUACAUCCAAUGAGAGCAAUUUUUAUGAUACCAACAAAACCACCACCAAGCUUUCGUGAACCAGAUCAAUGGAGUCCAGAAUUUAUUGAUUUUGUUAGUAAUUGUUUAGUUAAAAAUCCAGAAGAACGUGCAUCAGCUUCGGAUUUAUUACUUCAUGAAUUUAUUGGUGUUGCUAAACAACCAAAUAUAUUAAGUCAAAUGAUUGCAGAGACUCAUGAAAUUAGAGAAAAACAAAUUUCACAUAGAACACAUGUUAUAAAUAAUGUUGCAAUUAAAGGACAAAAUAAUGCUGAUGAUUCGGAUGAUGAUGAUUGCAGUGGAACAAUGAAACCACUUCCUGAUUGUGGAACUCUUGUACCUGGUGAUCUUGCUGAUACUGGUACACUUGUUUCAGGUAUGCUUGAUUUAGGAACAAUGGUUAUCAAUAGUGACACUGAUACAGAAGCAACAAUGAAAAGGCAUAAUACUGGCUCUGUUGAACCAGGUAAAAAAUAUAGACCACUUUUUCUUGAUCAUUUUGAUAAAAAAGAAACUCCAGAAAUUGUCAAGGGCAAUGGACAAGUUUUACAUAAUCCAGAAGUUGAAAAAAAAAUUGAACUUCCAAUACCAAAUGAAGCACAAAGGUUCCAAAGUCAUCUUCAACUUCAACUCAGUCAAAUAUCUCAUCCAGUGCCAGAACCAAUUCAUAAUAAUAUAUCGAAAUUUCAAAAUACAUUUUCUGAACGUGAUUUUGAUUUUGUAAGUAAUUUAUCAAUUAUUUAUUUUACCUUAUUUUAUAAUUUUAUUAUCAUUUUUUUGUUACAGCUUAAAUUUUUAUCUUAUGAAGAAUUACAACAACGUAUGUCAACUCUUGAUUCAGAAAUGGAACGUGAAAUUGAUGAGCUACGCAGAAGGUAUCAAAUUAAAAGACAGCCAAUUGUUGAUGCCAUGAAUACUAAGAGAAAACGUCAACAAAAUUUCUAACAGUUUUAUCAUUGUUUAUUUUUAAUUGUGUGCGACUGUAAGGAAAUUAAAAAAACAACAAAAACUAUGCCGGGUGUGAUAGACAAAAUGAGGUGUACAGAUUGUAUAAUAGAUUUUCUUUUUCUUUUUUUUUUAAAUCAUAAAAUUACAUUACGAUUUUUAUUGACAAAAUAUAAAUUUCAUGCUAAUUUUUUUUGUCAAAUUACAUUUUUUUUUUGCUCAGAAAAUUAAGUAGUUUAAUUUUUAAACUACUAAAAUUAUAUCUGUCAAUAAAAGUCGUUAUUAUUAUUGUUUUUUAAUGCCUCAUUUCGACAAUUAAAAUGAUUCAGUAUGUUCUUGAACGAUGAAAAAAAAAUUGUACUCAAUUGAAUGAUUUAAAAAAUGUUUAAUCAAAUUAUUGUUGAACACAAUUUUUUUUUAUAGAAUGAUUAUGAUAAUUAAGAUGAACAAAAUAAUAAAUUUAAUUUUAUAAUAAUGAUAGUUCAGAUCCAGCAAAUGAAAUUUAUAAAAAUCAUUUUUUUUUUCUGUAAAAUAUUCCGUAAAUUCAUUUUUUUUUUAUGCCGACCGCUAGUCUUCUAUAAUGCCAUUUAACAACACUGAUUAAUUUCUCUUUUUUUUUUUUUUUUCUUACUAAUUAUAAUGACCUGCAAUUGAUAGUUUUUUUUUUCUUUUUAAUUUAGAAAUUUAGCUUGAGAAUUAUUGUAAGAAAAAAGAAUCAAAUUUAAUUUUUUUUUUAAGAUUAUUUUUCUUUUUUUAAUAAUGCAUUUUUUAAAAAUAAUUUAACAUGUCAUUUAUUAAUAAUAAUUAUUGAAAUUUUGUAGAAAAAAUAGUGUCUUCCGAAUAUUAUUUUUUUUUUUUUAAAUUAACCAGAACUGUUUUUUUUUUUAAAUUAAAAAAAUCGAAUUUAGAAAAAAAGAAAUUGUUUGUGAGUGGUUAAUUUUUAUAAAAUAUAAAUUAAGAUAAUUUUGUUGUGGUUUAUAAUAAAAAUUAAUAAUAGUUGUAGAAAUUUGUUACUUAACAGUAUGAAAAAAAAAAUAACAAAAAAAAAAUUAUACAUUUUAAUUUUGUUAUUAAUUAUUAGGCAUUUAUUGGCAUUAAUUUUUUUGUCGUUGUCUGGCUAUCAAGAUCGAUGAUAUAAAUUUAUAAAUAAUUAAAAUAAUAACCAGAACUGAACGUAGAUAUUUUUGAUAUAUUAAACAAUCUAGGUAAUUGUCCAAAGCAUAGUACAAGAUCUGAACAAACAUUACAAAUAAUUGAAAAAUUUGAAAAAUUUAUUUAAACAAAAAACUGAGAUUAAUAUCCAGAGUAAAGAAAAAAAAUAAUAUAAUUUUAUCUCUGUAAAUUAAAAGCAAUACUAUUUUUUUUUUUUUCGUUUUUCUUACAAGCACUGAUUAUGUAUUUUAAUUUAAAAUAUUUUCUAUGUGUAUGGUAAAAUGGACACGUUGAUAAUAAAUAAAUUUCUUGAAUUUAAGACUGUAAAAAAUAAAUAUAAAAAUAAUUAUUAAAUUAUUUGAUAGUUUUUUCACAAUUUUCAUCUUGAAAAUUUGUAUUUCAACAAAAAAAAAAAAUGAUAUUUGAAUGGGACUCAAAUCGAAACAGAAAAAAAUUAUCAACAAGAAGAAAAAAAUGUACUGAUUUAUGUUUAGUGUUCAAUUUGACUGUCCAUUUUACCCCACGUUUUCCUGUAUUUAUAAAUUUUCCAAUAGACUGCUCUGAGAAUUGUAAAAUAAUAAAAUUAAAAAAAAAAAAAAACAAAAUAAUUAGUGGAAAUAUUUUAACUGGACAAUGAUUAAAUAAUAUAA
This is a messenger RNA of Aphidius gifuensis, 3698 nucleotides long. RefSeq names its product serine/threonine-protein kinase 3 (gene hpo). Gene Ontology annotation, cellular component: cytoplasm. Gene Ontology annotation, biological process: intracellular signal transduction; protein tetramerization; regulation of MAPK cascade. The record is from RefSeq and is a predicted model, not a curated record. Bases 277 to 1896 code for a protein of 539 amino acids. The transcript has 8 exons. Lineage: Eukaryota; Metazoa; Arthropoda; Insecta; Hymenoptera; Braconidae. Gene Ontology annotation, molecular function: protein serine/threonine kinase activity; ATP binding.